CUCGGGAACAGGAGGAGGAGGGGAUCCCCCGGGAAGAAGCCGGGCUGUCACAGGAAGGAAAGCUCCCGAGGGUUCCUUUGGCAGGUUGGAGCAUGGCGAAAGGCCGGCGGAAGAUGCCCCAGCCCAAGCCGGGAAGGGCGGCGGCGGCGGCGGUGGACGAAGGCUCCGCAGGAGGAGGAGGCGGCGGCGGCCGCGGCGAAGGAGGAGACAAGCGGGAGCCGGCCCGGCCCAGGAUGAACGGGGAGAACAUCUUCACUUGUCAAGCCAAAAUCUACAGCUACGUGAAUACCAGUAAAAUUUCCACCUCUCGGUCCCCGCUUCAACAGGAAAACUCCACCACGCACCCCGAGAUAAAAGGACAACCCUGCAAACUCGAAACUUGCCAAAAACUGGAAGACCGAGUCCAGGUAGGUGACUCGACCGCCAGCGUUGCAAAAUCCGACAGCCAGAACAGCAAAGCCGUUGAAUGUGAAUCUUCAGCGUCUCCCUCCAGCCCGAAUCCCGAACCGACGGAACCUCGGAAAGUCCCGCCGGCCAAAUCGAAUGAGGUCCCCACCCAAAAGCAAGCCCCAAACAAAGGAGGCAAAAAACCUGCAUCCCGAAGGAAAGGCCAAGGAAAAACACCCCCAAACCGAAAAGUAACUGACUAUUAUCCGGUUAGAAGAAGUUCCAGAAAGAAUAAAAAAGAAUUACAGACGGAGGAGAAGAAACGGAUAGAUGAGUUAAUCAAGAGUGGGAAAGAAGACGGGAUGAAGAUUGAUUUUAUUGACGGUAAAGGCCGGGGUGUCAUUGCAACCAGGCAUUUUAACAGGGGUGAAUUUGUGGUCGAAUAUCAUGGAGACCUCAUUGAAAUUAUGGAUGCAAAGAAACGGGAAGCGGCUUAUGCCCAGGACCCAUCAACGGGCUGUUAUAUGUACUAUUUCCAAUACUUGAGUAAAACUUUCUGUGUCGAUGCCACGAAAGAGACAAACCGCCUGGGACGUUUGGUCAAUCACAGCAAGUGUGGGAAUUGUCAGACGAAGCUCCACGACAUCAGUGGCGUCCCCCACCUCAUACUGGUGGCCUCCCGGGACAUCAGAGCUGGUGAGGAGUUGCUGUACGAUUACGGGGAUCGGAGCAAAGCUUCUUUGGAGGCCCAUCCCUGGUUGAAACACUAAGAGGAUCCCUUGCACGAGAGUAAGCAUUGGUUUUUCCUUAAAAAGGACUUCUUGGCAGCUCUUAGCGGAUGCCUUCGUGGCUAGCUGAAAAGCCAGCAGGGAUGAUGGAGUCUUCACCUGAACAGACUUAAAUAUGAAAGGCCUGAUUUUAUUAUUAUAGUUAUUUCUAUUUUUCCUCCUCCUCCCCUUCCUUCUUCCUCUUCUCCUUUUUCUCCUUCCCAUCCCCCCUACUUAUCCUUCCAUCCUUCUCAUCUUCCUCCCAUCCUCCUCCCCUUCCUUCCUUCCUUCCUCCUCCUCCUCUCUUUCUUUCUUCUUCUUCUCUCUCCUUUCUUCCACAUCGGCUUCGCAGAGAUCCCUUGCUUCGACUCGUUCUUCCCGUCUGCAUGGAAAUCUCUGAAACGUUCGGAUUUCUGCACUCUUACAGAUACUUUUUUUUUAACCAAUGCAACACUUUAAAUCUUGAAACUUAAUCGAAGAAAGAGUGAAGAAUGGAUUUUGUGAAGGAAACCUGGCCUCCUUUUCUUAGCCAGGUACCAGCGAAAGCCGAACAAGAACAAUUGAAGGACCACCUAAGCUUUCCUUAGAGGUCUUUGUCCAGGAUUAUCACCUCCGCUUUGCGGGCUGCAGCUCAAAAAGCUGGAGGAGAAGAUCAUGUCUCUGUUAAACAGCCAGGAGAUGAAGAACUCUGCUUCAUGAGAGCAGUUGGAAGAACCCCCCCAAAAAACCGUCUUUUCAAAGCAGCCCGUUUGAAAGAGGAAGAAAAUUGGAAACCGGUUUUAACUUCUGCUGAGAAUCACUGGAUUUGUCGUCAAGAAGGAAGUACAGAGGUUGCGGUGUGGAGACCAGGGUCGCCUUGUCUUUCAAGAACCCUGUUCCUUGUGUGACAGCGGGGAAUCUGGCUGUGUGUGUGUGUGUGUGUGUGUGUGUGUGCUGUCCGCCAUUUUAUCUUUUUUGCUAUUGUGAGCCAUCCAAAAAUCGCCACUGGCGAGCGGAGGAAGGAAGCGGAACAGAGCCAGGGAGGCGAGGUGGGGACCUAACUGGCUCCAAACAGCAUGCUUGCUUUUGCAAUUUCCUCAGCUGGGAGAAGAGGCCAGCCGUUUGAACACGGUUGUUUUGGUUCUUGGUGCUUUCUGGGCGCCACCCAAACUCUUCUCCCCAGGUUUGCAAAGUAGGCCGCUUGGGUAUCGGUUGAGAAGCACGUUGCUUGGCUCUGGGGGGACAGUCGGAAAACCAACAGAGGAGUUGAGCUGUGCUCUGUAUUUGCUCCCUUCUCUCUCUCUCUCUCUCUCUCUUUUUUUUUUUUGGGAAAGGAAGGAAGGGGGAAAAACGGCUUUUAAUGGAAUUUGGGAGGGGGGCUUGUUCUUAAACAGGGACUUUUAGCAACCGAGGGUUUUAGGAUGAAAUGAGAAACUUCCCGCAUCAACUAUUUGGGUGGAGGUUUAUUCAACUCGGCGUUCCCCAACGUGUGGAAACAGGCAAAAGUGGAGCAGAGCGAAGGGAAUGGAGGAGUGGGUUGGGACUACAUUUCCCAGAAUUCUCUCCCGGAAAGGGUGGGUUGGGACUACAUGUCCCAGAAUUCUGAGCUCUCGUCCUGGGGUGGGGGAACUGCAAUAAAGCACUUUGUAGGGAAGAGAAUUCUGAAAUGCGUAAGAAUUAGGAGGCAGAAUCGAGAAAUAUGUUUUCCAAGUUUUAACUUUCUGCCUGAAAUUCACGUAUGCCAUUUGUUUUUCCACCACCACCACCCCGCGCCUACCUGGUGCUUUCCAGAGAGGUGGGGAUGGCACACCUGGCUGGGAAUCCUGGGAAAUGUAGUCCCAGCUGAGCGUCACACUCUUGCAGGGCGAGAGAGAGAGGGCCAUUUCAAUAAAGCUCGACACGCUUAUGCUGGCGCUACAAAAAUUGGGGACCUAAGGGCGAUGUUGUGGGUUUUUUUUAAAAAAUGAUGAAAAAGGAAUGACCUGAAGAAAAUUAUUUCUCUGUACGAGAAGAUAAAUAAAGUGAACUAUUUAUUAAAA
This is a messenger RNA of Notechis scutatus (mainland tiger snake), 3172 nucleotides long. RefSeq names its product lysine methyltransferase 5A (gene KMT5A). Lineage: Eukaryota; Metazoa; Chordata; Lepidosauria; Squamata; Elapidae. Gene Ontology annotation, cellular component: nucleus; polytene chromosome. Gene Ontology annotation, molecular function: protein binding; transcription regulator activity; histone H4K20 methyltransferase activity. Gene Ontology annotation, biological process: regulation of transcription by RNA polymerase II; regulation of DNA damage response, signal transduction by p53 class mediator. The record is from RefSeq and is a predicted model, not a curated record.